AUGGCCGGCUGCGUUGGUGGUUUCCGCGUCUUCGCCGCAAGACUCCAGAAGCUUAUCGGCGUCAAGUCCAAGUCGGCGUCCUCCGAGAAGCCAGCUCUACAAAUUUCGGCGCCUUUUGACUUCAAGCACGAGACCCUCUCGCUACCGGGUGUUUCGGAAGAUGAGAUCGCAAUUCUAAAGGAGCAGGCGGCCGCUUCCCGCAUGAUGAGCGGUGUCGCCGAUCCUUCGGACAUUCGCAGCCCGCGAAAGGCUCCCGCUCCGCCUACUCUGCGACCCGUUACCCCGGUUGUCAAGGUCACACCUAGCACCCCCAUCUCGCCUGCCGAGAACCUCAUCUAA
Messenger RNA from Hypoxylon trugodes, 339 nucleotides. RefSeq lists its product as uncharacterized. The transcript is spliced from 4 exons. The record is from RefSeq and is a predicted model, not a curated record. Bases 1 to 339 code for a protein of 112 amino acids. NCBI's taxonomy places the organism in Eukaryota, Fungi, Ascomycota, Sordariomycetes, Xylariales, Hypoxylaceae.